AAAAGUAAAUCAUGUGUUUUUUUUCAGGGUUAUUUAGCAACGGAAAACAAAGUUUCCCAGGAAAACCUUCUCGGCCCGUGAGACCGGCUUUCGAGAAUUAUAAACCUUCAGCAGCGUCAAAGCUGCCUCCGCGGACCAUGCCGGCGUACUUCAGCGUGCCGGGGCGUCCCACGCCCGCGCAGCCGCCGGCGGGGCCCGUCCCACCAGCUGAUCCGGAACAAGAAGUGCUGUACUCGCGAUUUUUUGCAGUGUUCAACACUAACGAUCGCAUUCAAGUUCAAAACAUUUUGGUGGCGCUCACUGGAAACACGGCAGUUCCAUACAAGCACGGUGAUGUCAAAAUAGUGGAAUGGACCCACCUCAAUCCGUGGUUUUCGGACAAAAGUUGUAAACACCUAAUGGACCUUUGGUAUAUGCGAAAGGCGAUUGAGUACUGUAAACAAGUCACCGGAAUUCAAACCGAUGAGAUAUUGUUCUCGUUCUUCGAGAAAAUGAGCGGGUCCCGAGACAUCGACUUCGUGAUACAGUUCCUGAAGAUGUUGGAGGGAGACUCAAAGAUCGAUCACCUCUACCUUCUUGUGAAGUAUAUUACGAAUGAAUCUGAUAUCCUCAAGGGCUUUGAAAUAAUUGAGCAACUGACCGGCCAUGCGGACUUUGACGGUGUUUACGAAAUUCUGGAAAUGCUGUCUACCGAAAAGGGUAUUUUCAACAUCACUGAUUUCUUCAAACACAUCGCUCAUACUGGUGGUGUGGAAGGAGUGUAUUACUACAUCAUGCAAUUAACUGGAGGUCUAGGAUCACCGGAAUUUCCAGAAACAUUCAAAGCCUUGGCACCUGAAGUUGAUUUAAAGGGGACAUUGGAUCUUGUGACUGCCGUAACCAGAUCAUCGACCAUCGGAGAAGCCAUAGAAAAACUCAACUUAAUAGUUGGACGACCAACGUUUGCGAGGAGUAUAGUCGUGAUGAAGAAAAUAACUGGAGAGAAACAAAUGAAGUACGCGCUAGAAGAUAUGACUCAUGAGUGUAAUAAACUGAGUCUCAGUGAAGUUUUCGACAACAUUUAUAGGAUCGUCGGCGUUGAUGACAUCGAGGAAGCACUGGAAAUUGUCAAAAGAGUUUUUAACUUGAACAAUUUCAUGCUUGUGUUUCAAAGAAUCAACAAAAUGACCAGAAGCAAUGAGCCGCUACUUUUCAUGGAUUCCCUGUUGGAAAUUACCGGUAAAAUGUACCUGGAGGACGCCGCCAAUUCUUUCAAGAAGCUAACAACCAGGAAACUGUCACUGAUUCAAUUCUUCGAGCUGAUAAGGAAGCGUUCCGGACACCUGCACGUCAUCGACUUUUUCCUGAAGUAUCUCGACUAUUUUGGAGCGAAAACUGUUGAAGAGGCAUUUGAAAAAACUGUGGAAAUCUUCAAAUUAAACGAUAUAUUCGAGAUAUUCGACGUGAUAUACAGAUUCACGAAGGUGGAGGCGAUCAUAUUUAUAGAAACUAUAAUGAAGGUGACAAAUUCUACCAACUUCUCGCACGCAGCCGAGAAAGUCAACAGAAUGGCCAACAAGAAUAAUUUCAUCGAGUCUUGCAAAGCUAUCUAUGGUAUCGCGCGGAUGGAUCUGGUGAAGUUCUAUGAAAAACUUAUUACGGUCAGCAAGAGAUUCGACAUGGAAGAUAUGAUGCUAAUUUUGGAGGGCUACACCUAUACUGAAGAAUUUAUGGACGCCUUAGGAGAGUUACGAAGAUUCACUGGAGAAAAUGACAUGCCGAAAGCCAUCGACCACGUGAAGCUUGGCUUGCCGCGUGCUGUGACUACCACCACUACUGGUGCCCCAACCACCACCGACACACCUGUUGUCACCGAUGCACCUGUCACUACCGAAGGACCCUCGACAACUGAAGCAAUAACCACUACCGAAGCAACACCCACUACCGAAGCAACAUCUAUUACCGAAACCUCAUCAACUACCGAAGCAACAUCCACUACCGAAGCAUCAUCAACUACCGAAGCAACAUCAAAUACCGAAGCAUCAUCUACUACAGAAGCGGAAGAGUUGACUACCGAAAGUCCAAUCCAGCAGCGCCAAGCUGAAAGCAUUGCCUCUGCUUCCAGUUACGAUGGACCAAGUCCUCAAGCUGAGCGUCAAGCGUCUGAGCAAACAGACACAAUAAAUCAACCUUCAGACGAUGGUAACAGUGAACCUGUAGCUAUAGCUGAAGCAACCACUGAAUCUGUCCAAGUAGCAUCUACAACGGAACCAAAUGUUCAAGAUGACAGCUACGCUCAAAAACCGGCAACCAGUGACGUGGAUGGUCAAACACCGUAUAGUUCUGAAAAUUUACCAACAUCUGAAGAGGCUUCCACAGAAUCGGUUGUCCAACCUGAAACGCAAGCUAGUUCUUACGCGCAAAGUUAUUUUUCACCAAAUAGUGACGUGACCACGGAAGCUACCACUCAGGCACCUGGAUCAGCAGGUCAACAGCCAAAUGACAAAGAUUCAGUGGAUGAUCAAACUUACCAACAAGCUUCGACAUUCUAUACACCAUUACUAACUACAACGGAAUCACCGUUAACAACCAGUGACACAAACAAUGAAGAACCAGUGGCGACUGAAAGUACUCCUUCAACAACUGAAAGUAUUAAUCAACCUGAAAAACUACCAAUUGACGGUGCUGAGAGUAGUUCCCAAGUGUCUGAAGUUGAAAAUAAAACAACUCCUGUUGAAACUCCUGAAACAACGCCAUCAUCUCAACCUACUAGUAACGAGCGUAACGAAAGUGUAUCGAGUCAAACCAAUACUGAAACUCCAGAAGCUACUACUGUACCUUCAGGGGUUACUACUGAAAGUCCGGAUGAAAGCGAUUCUACUGUUGUUAAAGAGGAAACUACGACACAAAGUCCAGUUUCAUAUGAUAACCAGAAUGCAUCACAAGCGUCAGCAAUCAGUAAUGACUCACUACCACAACAGGCACCAUCUGAUGGACAAGUGGAAUCAAUAACAACACAAUCUACAAACAAUGAGACGCCUACUUUUGCUGUAGCUCAAACAAUAACACCUAAUCAACCCUCAAAUGAUACAAUAGCAAAAUCUGAAAGUGAGCCUGAACCAGCACCAAACACGGAACCUAAUACUGUAUCUCAACCACAAGAUGAAACAGUAUCACAAAUGGUACCUCAAUCGCCGCAAACACCUUUAACAAAUGAAGUUCCUCAAGCAUCACCAAUUCAAACAUCGGAUAUUAUUACUGUUAUUCAACCAGAUGGUUCUCCAUUGACACCUAGACAGACCAAUUCUUAUCUUGUACAAGACCAUCCAACCUUUGAUAUAAUAGAAGGUCCGAGGUUGCAACCUGUUGCAGAUGGUAAUCAAUAUCCUGGUAUAACGACCAACGAAUUCUCGCCAGAAAAACCAACAUUCGAUUUUUUCAAUCGACCACAGUUUUCCUCUUUGGCACCGAACCAAAUUCCCACAGGAGGUUUCACGCCAACUAUCACUAAACCAACUGCUGGAGUGCCAACGGCUUACCAACCUGAACGUCCAUUUGAACGAUCAGAAACUAUUGUAUUCCCACGACCAAUUGAAAUUCAAAGACCAGAAAUCAUUACUGUAAGUCAAGCCACAAACAAUUCACCUGUGAUGAUGUCGCAGACUGAUUAUCGCCCAAUAAGACAACUUCCUGCAGUCGAAACUAUUGUGAUAUCUGAAGCUGAAGAUAAUCGUCCCCAAUUUGUACCCCAGACACCCAUGACAAUGGAUAAUCCAGGAAUUGCAACAAAUGAAUUUAAUACUACAGUAAACAAGGCACCCAUAACAUCGGAAGAGGCUGAGUCUAAUCCUAUCGAAAACAAACCUUAUGUAGAAAGCACUGAAGAAGGUAAGAACAUCCAAUACGCUGAUGCAAAUCAACCUCAAUCUGAACCAGUACCAGAUAGCUUAAUAAUAUAUACGAACCAAGAGUCUUCAUCACCGACAGCAAAUAAUGAGCCAAACAUUGAAUCUGAUACAGAUGCUCAGAGCUAUGCUCAGUCGCAAAGUAGUUACCAAUCCCCAACAACACCAGUUAUAGUGGACACAACAGAACCUUCAACACAAAGCCCAAGCACAGAACAAAGUUCAACUACAGAAGGGACAACGGCUGCCAGUCCAGAAUUAUCUGAGACCUCUGAAGAUUUAAGUAUUUCAGAAGAGCCACAGGAAUCUGUUAGUUCUGGAGAAACUGCUAAUAAUAGUUCGACUUCUACUACAAGUACAUCCACUACUGAAGCAUCUUUAAACACCUCGGAAGUAUCAACAUACUCAUCAUCUGAUACCACAAAUCAGCCGGAUACUACAUCUCAACCAAAGGAAACCUAUGCUCAGGACGACAGUAUUCAGAAUGAAGAAAACCCUGAAACGAAUACAAUGGCCAGUUCAACGCAACUACCUGAAACUGAAAGUCAGAGCAAUAAUGCAAGUCAAAUAACUGAUGAGCAGCCUCAACCUCAGGCUACCUCAACAGCUGAAUCACAAAGCUUCACAGCACCAUCUGAAACUGUACCAACCACAGCGACUGAAGCUUCCCCAACACCUUCUGAAGAAAAUAGUACGAUAGCGGUACAAACAACCACACCAGAAAAUAAAAUGCCAUCAGAAAAUCCUGACGAGAUUUUGGUAGAUUCAACAUCAAUUGCUCCAACCAGUUCAGAAGAAAUUGAUAAAAGCGGAGAAGGUAUAAACGCAGAUAGCGCUGAAACGGUAACUACUACAACGGAAAGAAAUCCUACUGUUAAUGUUAAUACUUCAUCAACUCCGGAAUCAAAUACGACACAAGUAGUUACAAGUACUCCUGAAACAACAACUGAACAUGCAGUAACAACAGGCCAGAGUGAAAGUCCAGGGUCAAGCUCCAAUACCGAUUCUUUACCAGCUACUUCUCAAUCACCAGACACUGUUGAGGUUACUACAGUUGCAUCGCCAGAUUCUACGACUCAAGAUCAAAAGCCUGUAGAUGUUGAUAAUGUUACUCCAUUGUCAUUUACUACAGACAGCACUCCAGUACAAAACUCUACGCAAGCGCAAAGCACAACUACAGUUCAAAGUAGUGAUUCUAGUCCUACAACAGAAUCGAAACCUGAAACAGAUGCAUUCCAAAAUACAUCAGUCUCAAAUCAAUAUACUGAAGCUCCUGGCACCAGCACUCAAGAUUCUUAUCCAGAAAACACAAACCAAACAAGCUCUAAGACAGCAGUGAAUAAAGAUGAUUCUGUUCCAUCAACGGCUGUAAGUGAAGUAACUGAAACACCGAAUACACAAACUGCCAGUGCAUCGUCAGAUUCUCAAUCACAAAAAGAACCAGAACCAGUAAAUAAUGUAACUGAGCCUACGACGGUAACACCAGUAGCUACUGAAGAAAACAUUGAGCCAGAUAGUGGAAUCAUAGAAAGUUCUGAAGAGUACGAAGAAACGACCACUACUCCAAACACUCCUGAACCACUAACAACUACCGAAACAAGCACAAAUGAUCAAUAUACAACAUUAGCUUCAACAACGGUUCUAGAAGGUGUAACUGAAAAUCCAACAACAGAGGCCCCGACGGAAAAUAAACCACAAAAUGAAUAUCUUGCACCAAUCACCCAGUCUACUCCAUCUUCUAAUGCUACUGAUAAAUUAGAUAAUACUAUAGAACAAAUAAUUACUGUUCAACAGCCACAACAGCAAUUGCAAAUCAUUUCUGAAAGUCAAUAUUUAAGUCCAGAUAUAUUGCAACCUUUACCAUUGACAGAGGUUACUACACAAGCAACAAGUGACAUUCCUCAACCCCCACAGACAUCACCAGAAAACCAAACCGUAUCCUCCUCCGCACCGUAUAACGGUAAUCCUGAAAUUCAAGCUGUUCCACAGCCUACCCCUCAACCUUCAGAAACCACAGACAUUCCAGUAACUUCCUUGCCAACAACUCAAGGUGUAGAAUCUCCUGAAACCACUACUGAGAACCAGACAUUUCGAGACUCCCAACCGCAAGCUUAUCCUGAAAAUCAAAAUCAGAGCAGUGUUCAAGUCAUCUCAAGUGCCCCUGAUCAUGACAAUAGCCAGCCAGCUGUGAUGGGAACAUCUACUGAGGAGCUUACUGAAAGUGAUGAACUAAAGGAAGAUGGCAGCGCCGAAAACACUACUGCAUCCCCGCAAACAACGGUUGCGGAGACUACAACAGAAAAUAAACCUGCUAAAGAUGAUACCAUUGUAACUUCAGAAACGCCAAUUAUCUCGCAAGUGCAAACGACAAGUACUGCAGAAACAAAUGCGCCAGCUGUUACCCCUGGAGAACCAGAGUCUGCAGAACCGUCAGAAGAAAUAGAAACUAUAGACAGAAAUCCCCUAGAAGAUGACUAUAUAGCCAAUGAUUAUCCUAUUGCAUUGCCAACAUACAAUGCACCAACGCCACAGAAACCCAGCCAAGUAUCCAAUGAUGCUUACAGCUUUACAUCUGUUAAUGAUGGUCGACUUACACCACUUAGACCUCAAAAUAUUCAGCCAAUUCAGAAUAAUCAACCCAUUAUUGUAAGACCGGUAUUUGGAACUCAAAAUCAAAUGUUUGAAAUCCCAACAAGGCCACUACAGUCUCCGACGCCAGUAUCGCAAUUCAUUCGUCCUGACGCACCGCAAUCUGUGGUACAUCAAGAUGUCUUGUCUGGAAUAAAGCGACCAACGGACAGUUCAAAUAAUAUUACACCGAUCGUUACAGACAAUGGUAGUUAUAAUCAACCGUUAGCACAACCUGCUAUUGAAACUCAAAAUACAUCAGUAAAUGUUGAUACGAAACCUAAUCUACCUGAUAAUAGUAAUGAUCAAACUGAACCUGCGCCUGAGACUGUUCCAACGCAAACUGUUACCACAGAUGAAAAUUCUGUUACUACUGCAGCGCCUAAUGAAGACACAACUGUUACUCCACAAAACACGAAUCAGUCUUCAACUACCAUGAUACAACAGCCCUUUCGUGAAACCGAAACUCAGGCUAGCCCUGAAAAUCAAGAUAAAAUUGAUUCUGAAGUAACAACUACCACUCAAUCUCCAAUUACUGAAUCGGCUGUUGCUCAAAGUUUUACAUCAGCACAACCGACAGAAAGUAUGGUGAGUGAGGAACCUACAACUGCAACACCUAAUGCAAACGAUUCUAAUAGCACAACUACAGUGCCACCUCAGCCUGAAUCAGUUGAAUCGAAUGAUAAAGUAACUGAGACUCCACAAAGCAAUGAAAGUGGUGACUUGAGUAAAAGCUAUGAAGAUGAUUCUUAUACAACAGCAGAAACGACUACACCUAGUGCAGAUACAACAUCUGUAUCUACUAUAGAUCCCACGGCAGAACAGCCUGCACCUUCUAUGACGCAAUCUCCAGUAACGGGUACGAUAACCGAGCAAACUACGGAGACACCACAAUCUACUGAUGAAACUACAGCACCAACACAAACAGUAGUACAGAGUGAGGCGAACACAGAACCAAAAUCUCAGCCACAAGUGAUUACUCCGACUGACCAAACUGAUGUUUACGGUGUAGUUUAUCCGUCGAAUUCUGAAGAUCAACCAACAACUGCAGCUACAGAAAUUUACCAAUCGCCAACAUCAACAGAGGCAUAUAGUACAGUUAACAAUGACUCUACUCCGGUUCAAGAAGAAAAUUCUAAUGAAAACAAUAGUCAUGAACUGACUGAUGGAGUUGACUUUGAAGACGAGGAACCUGUGAAACAGCAACCAUCGACGCAAACGGAUCUCACUGCCGAACAAACUACUACCCAAUCUCCCAUCGUCAGUAAUGAUACACAGAAUGUAGUGUACGCAAGCACAGAAUCCCAGCCUCAAGUUUCACCUCCUGUGACACAAACCGAUGAGCAACAAACAAAACAAGAUGCAUCUAAUAAUGAACCACCGUCAGCGCCAACAACUUCUGAGGAAACAACAACAAGUGCACCAGUAGUUAUUGUUGUUGAUGAAACCGAAACAACAGGCGAUGAUGAGAGCCCUGAACUAUAUGACAGUGAAUAUUACGACGAACAGCCAGAAACUUAUGAAUCAUCACCAGUAGUUUCCCAAUCGUACGCAUACACAGGACCUAUUAAUGAAACCAAUGAUUCACCACAAACUAUAGUGAAUACAAACACGCAACCCGAACCCCAAAAUUCCUCCCCUGCCUUACAACCUAAUGAUAAUGACCAACCAAUAAUACAAACUGAGGCUACUACAGCUGAAACACCCACAAAUGUUACAACACCUGAGGUAACAACAGCCAUGGCGACCAAAGUCGUUUCUGAACCUGAAACAACCACAGUAAAUCCAAACAAUACGUAUCUUGAUGACGAAACAACAAUCGAUAAUGAGAGUCCUGAGCUUGAUGAAAAUGAUGACUAUGAAGAAAAAACAGAAAGAAUUGAAAAAUCCCCCAUUGUUUCUGAAACUUACUCUAGUCAAGCACCAUCUGAUCAAAAUUAUGUUCCUGAAGUAACCACAGAUCAAAGUACUGCCGCACAGCCUGAAAAUGAAACACAAACUACUACACAAACAAUCCAGCCAGUUGAUAGUCAGUCAACAACUGAACUACCUGAAAAGACUACUCAAGCUGAAGCUUCUACACAAGCAAGUACUUACCCUGAAGUAUCGAUUACUAAUCAACCUCAAAGUAGUACAUUACCCAGUGAAACUAGUGAAAAAGACACAGUUCCCGUUACUGAAAAUGAUAUAAAACCUGAAGCUAGUACUGUAGCUGAAAGCAGUUCUGUAACUGAGCCUUCACCCGAAGAUAUAGACAGUAAUAAAAUAAUUAUUGUAAAUGAUGAAUACCAUGAAACUCCUACUUCAACUUCCACCACUAGUGCAUUUGAAAAUGCACCUGAAACAUCUAAUCCGGAAACUAGUGCUUCGUCAAGUCAGGCUGAGAGCAGUCCGCAAGUAAAUCAACAAACUGAACCUACUACUGAAGCUCCAGAAGAAACAACUACAACUCAAGCACCAGACUCUGUAGCAUAUGUCAAUACGCAAAACCAGAACAGUCAAAUUCCGAUCAGUGAUUCUCAAAUUCCCGCAGAUACUCCUCAACCACAAGCUGCCAGCCCAGAAUCAGUUAACCCAUCUGAAGUCGAUACGGUUACACAGCCUCAACCAAGUUCUACCACUGAUCUACCUGCAACAAUCGAACCACAAGUGGUCGAACCUACACAAGAGAAUAAAGAACCUGCUGUUUUAUCUGAGACCACUGAAGUUCCAACCUAUGAUGCAACUCCGGAAACGACUUACCAACAAGUAUAUGAAACACCUGAAACUACCACAAAUACGCCUACAGAAACGAACUCUACAACAUCUACUUCUGAGAUAACUACAUCACCUGUAAAUAGUUCAAAUAUAGAAGUAACUCCAGAGACAACUGAAUCUCCAAGUAGUACAACACCAGCUGUUGAAGAACCUAUUGCAAAUCCUGAAUCUGAAAUUUUAACUUCUACGGAAACUGCAGUGGCUUAUUCACAAUCCACAGCAGACAAUGGUUCAGCAUCAGAUGAAAAAGCAACUCAACCUGAAGAUACUGUAGGAGGUCAAGACAAUAUUCCUACAGAAGCGACAACAAGUGCACCUUCAACUGAACAACCACUGAGUGAUAAUUCGUCUGUAGAACCAGCUGGUAGUUCUGAACAAUCAUAUGUUAGUUCAGAGCCUGAGCCCUCAGAGGAAUUUAUGAGUAAUGAAACAAAAGAACCGCAAGAAAAUACUGCACCAACCGAACUAACAACAGUUUCUACCAUACAAGAUGCCCCUGAAAAUAACGAAAAUAUAGCGAAUACCGAAAUUACUUCUACUACAUCUACAGAAAACCCGUUGUAUUACCAAGUUGCAGCUGGUCAAUUAAGUCAAGAAUCUGGAACCGUACAGGCCCAGACAACUUCUGUCCCAUCAGAAGUUACUUCUCAACCAGAAGCAGAGGCGCCAACCACCACCCAAGCUCCAUCCACAGAUAUUGUCCAACAACCAGAAAACACAGUGAACUCCGCAGAACCAGUCAAUACUGCAGUAGAUGUUCAACCAUCUGACACAACUAGUCCAACUCCAGAGAAUAAAACUGAUGAGCUAUCUACUGUUAAUACUGAAUCAACGCCGACUGUGGUAAAUACAUCUGACGAAGCAAGUCAGCCAAAUACAUCAUCAACGGCAACCACCGCAGAUUCUUCAACUACUAUUAAUGAUCCUGAAGUAACAACAAACGGACCCACUUUUGCUCCUUCUGCUCAGCCAAAUAAACCUUCAGGUGAAAUUCCCGAACCGCAAUCAAUCGAUACCACUGCCACUCCGUUACCAGAAGCAACAACUCAAGCUCCAGCGGCUGUAGCAUAUGCUGAGGUACAAGACAACGAUAGCGAAACUACAUCCACUCAACCAGAUGGAGUUAAUCUUGAAGAACAAAAUAAACCACAAGACGUUGAAACUACUGGUUCAGUUUCUGAUAAUGAUAAUCAGGUGCCGACAAUCGUUUCGGUGGUUAAUACUCCUGAAAUAUCGAAUGGAACUAAUGAGGCACCUUCUUAUAUUACAACUCAAACUGAAACUACUACAAUUCAACCAGAAUCUACUACAAUUCAAGCCGAAUCUACUACAGUUCAAGCAGAAUCUACUACAGUUCCAGCCGAAUCUACUACAGUUCUCCCAGAAAAUACUACAAUUCAACCAGAAGACCAAUCAAUCAGUACAGAACCUACGGUCUCGAACAAUAAACCAUUCAUAUCUUCUGCUGAACCUAUUCAAUCACCAGUUGACAGUAAUGAUACUCUUUCUGCAAUAACUCUAGACGCAAUGCCUAUUGCAGUGCCAGAGAGUUCUACAACUCAACCAGAUAACAUUACUUCUCAAACACCAGAUAAUACGCAAGAAACCCUUACAGUUACUUCGGAUAAUAUGGACCAAUCUCCAAUAAUAAGUUCUGCACAACCUAACGCAACUCCGACCACGACCAACCAAGCUGCAACUUUAGAUCAAUCAACUACGUCAGUAGGUCCUGAACCAUCUCUCGCUGGUGCCAACACAUUAGUGUAUGAGGAAGAUCAUGAAUACGAGGAUGAAUCUGAAGAAGAAAGUUCUGAACUUGAUGAAGAACACAGUCACGAGAGCUCACAGAAUACACAGUCAGAAACAAAUAUAAAUCAAGAAGCUCAAAGUAAAACAAGUGAGAAAACUGAGAGUAAUUACAACGCAGAACUCCAGAGCCACUACGAGAAAGAAGAGGAAAGUAACCUUAAUGUACAGAGUAGUUCAGACAAAGAGCAACAAAGUAAUUUCAGUGCCCAAAGAAACUCUGAGAAAGAACAAGAAAGCUCAUAUAAUGCUGAAAGCACUUCUGAAAAAGAAAAACAAAGCAGUCUUGAUGUGCAGAAGAGUUCUGAAAGGGAACAUCAAAGUUCAUUCAAUGCACAAAGUACGUCCGAAAAGGAACAAGAAAGCUCUUUUAGCGCGCAAAAAAGCUCUGAAAAGGAACAAGAAAGUAGUUUUGAAGCACAGAAGACUUCAGAAAAAGAGGAACAAAGCUCAUUCAAUGCGCAAAAAAGCUCCGAAAAAGAACAGCAGAGUAGUUUCCAUGCUGAAUCUGAGCGCGAACACAGUUCUGAUUCUGAAAGCUCUUUUAAGGCUGAAUCUGAGGCCUCUUACGAUGCAAAGGCUGAGAGCCACAAAUCCAAAUCGUCAAAUAGCAUGAGCUUAGAAGAGGAUGACGAUGAAGAGUCCACGGAAACAGAAGUCGAAGAAGAGUGUACUUGUGGAAAAGGAAAAUCGAAAACUACAUCAAAGAGCAAAAAAAGUAAAAAGUCAUCUUCAGCCUCCAGCAGUCAAGAUUCUGAGAGCAGCGACUUCUCUUCAAGCAGCAGUAAGAAGGAGUCAGCGAGCAGUAGCUUCUCAGCUCACGAAAGCGAAACAGAUUCCGAAAGCAGCAGUUUGUCUGCCAGCUCGAGCAGCAAAGAUACAGAGAGCAGCAGCUACUCCGCAUCUUCCAGCAAGAAAGAGUCUGAAAGCAGCAAAUUUUCCGCAAGUUCCAAGAGCAAACAGUCAGAGAGCAGCAGUUUGUCUGCUAAAUCUAGCAGCAAGGAGUCCGCUAGCAGUAGCUACUCUGCUUCAGCCAGCGAGAAAGAUUCCGAAAGCAGCAGCUAUUCUGCUAGCGAAAGCGAGAAAGAUUCGGAGAGCAGCAGUUUUUCUGCCAAGUCUAGCAGCAAACAGUCUGAAAGCGAUAGUUAUUCUGCCUCUUCCAGCGACAAGGAAUCUUCUUCCAGUAGUUAUUCCGCUUCUAAACGAGAGUCGGAAAGCAGUGACUUCUCUGCUAGCCUGCAAGAAUCUUCUAGCACGGAUACAGAAGAAUCGAGCAGUUCUUCUUCAAGCCUGAAACGAUCAGAGUCCAGCAGUUCGUCGUCUAAAGACAGUUUAAGCAGUAGCAUGAGCAGUAGGGAGUCUUCUAGCAGCAGCAAAGAGACAGAUAUAACUCGGAUAGAGCAGUCGGCCGCGGGGGCGCCGCCGACCCCGCCGGGGGCCGCGCGUCCCCCGACCCCCGCGCCCGUGGGGCCCCCAGACGACAGACAAGUCGGAGGAAAAGUCGCUGCUAAUUACGAACGGAAAGAGAUCUACCACGCCCUGCAGACCAGCAUGAACCUCAAGAUCCUGAUCCUGCCCACGGGGCCUCCUGGCAAGAACUGCUUCUGUACGUGCGACAACGACAGCGUGCCACAGAUCAUACCCGUCAGCAACCUGCCGAGCUUGAAUUAGUCUGUGAGGGCUGGUGUCACCAUUCUAGAUUUAACGCUGCAUUCGUAGAACUACCAUGGAAUUUUCAGCCGCCUCUAGGCUACCUGUCCACCAGAUAGGAGCAAGGGUGGUAUGGGGUGUACGAGGCAAUAAUCGUCCAAUAAAAUUGCAAGAGCGGAGUUUUUAAGCAAUUUCAUUGGUCUACUUUUGCCUCGCACACCGUUCCGCUACCUCGGUCCGCUCUGGUGGACUGGCAGCCAAAAAGCUGCAUGCCAGUGGCGCAUCAUAACAUAACGCAAUAAAAAUUGUGACCAUAACAUAACGCAAUAAAAAUUGUGACACAGUGGCAGUUUAAGGGUGUCCGAAUCACAUAGUUUAUCAGACCGAUUUUUCACUCCGAUUUACACAUACUUUAUGGUGACAUCAAACCUCCCCCUAAAUUUUUUAAAAAUAUUUUAUACCUGUAAGUUUAUUAUGAAUAGUAUAUCGUUAUAACUAAGUGUGCUUACUCAUAUGGUUAGUUUUAUUAUUAAAGUUUAUUCAAUUUUUUCCUGUAAA
Messenger RNA from Plutella xylostella (diamondback moth), 13283 nucleotides. The record is from RefSeq and is a predicted model, not a curated record. Lineage: Eukaryota; Metazoa; Arthropoda; Insecta; Lepidoptera; Plutellidae.